AUGCGUUCUCGCGUUCUUUUAUAUUCAGUGUUUGCCUUUGUCGGCGUGGCGGUGUCCGCGAAGACUUGUCGGUGCCGUCCUUCCGAGUCGUGUUGGCCUUCUAAGGCAGAAUGGCAGACUUUGAACAGAACUGUCAACGGGAAUGUUCAUGCUUUGAGACCUAUUGCAUCGCUCUGCCAUGGUUCCACGUAUGAUGCUGCCGCGUGCAGUGUCCUGCAGGCAAAUGAGUAUGACUCUGAGUGGAGAUCUAAUCAACCAGGUGCUGUGGAGUGGCCAAACUGGGAAGCAUGGCCUGCUAAGAAUGAGUCAUGCUAUAUCGACUCUGCGGAGUCAAUCCCAUGUGGACAGGGCCGGAUAUCGCUGUACACACUUGAGGCCGGGUCGGCAGCAGAUAUACAGGCAGGUGUGCGUUUUGCUAGCAAGUAUAAUUUGAGAGUGGCUAUUCGGAACACCGGUCAUAAUCACGCAGGUCGAUCUGUCGCGCCAGAGUCGUUGCAGAUUUUCACGCAUUUGAUGACCAAUAAGACUCUGCAUGAAAACUUUACCCCCGUUGGCUAUGAUGGCGCGGAUGGGGGCGUGGGUAUGGCGGUGACUCUUGAUGCUGGCGUUCAGCUGUACGAUAUGUAUGAGUGGCUGGAUGAGAAUGAUAUUAUGGUUGUUGGGGGCUCGGCGCACGGCGUGGGUGUCACUGGUGGAUACAUCCAAGGAGGGGGUCAUUCCUUGCUCGCUGGAAUCCACGGCAUGGCUUCUGAUAACGCCCUGCAAUUCACUGUGGUUGUUGCGGAUGGGAGACAUUUGACUGCAAACGCUUACCAGAACUCUGACCUCUUUUGGGCUCUCCGUGGAGGUGGCGGCGGUACAUGGGGAGUUGUCACCUCCGUGACCGUACGGGCCUUCGAUGAUGCUCCGCUCGUGACAUUCUCCAUUUCCGGAGGCGCCGAGUUCGAGUCAGAUGAGUACUGGAACGCCGUCGAGUACUUCCACGCAUUCCUACCCACAUUCAACGAGGCAGGCGGGAGCGUGUACUACUGGCUGAUCCCAGACUACCCUGAUGCCACGCUUGGCCAUAUCUCCGCCAUCAGUGCCGAAGGCGCCUUUGGCAACGCAACAAGCAAGGCCAGUGUAGACGCGCUGAUGACGCCAUUUGUCUACGCACUUGGCAAUCUCACCGGUGCAGCCUUCACCUACUCAUCAACCCUGCUGCCAAAAGCAUCAACCCUGUACCUCGCAGAAUUUGCAGCCUCCGACGAAGUCGGCACCCCCGUAAUCCUCGGCUCGCGUCUUGUCACUCGCGAAUUUAUGAACUCGACCGCAGGACCCAAAAAGAUCACAGAUGCUCUUCGCAGCCUGCGCGUGUAUCCAGGAAACACCACCCUGGGCCAAAAUGCGAUCCAGGGUCUUGUCGUAGCUGGUCCGGCUGUGUGGGCGAAUGCCGAUGUUGUGGACAGUGCGUUGCAUCCUGUCUGGCGCGAUGCGUUGGUUCACGUCAUUCUCGCUCGAGGCUGGGACAUCGAUGCAUCGCUUGCCGAGCAAGAGGCGAUCCAGCUGAACUUGACGCAGGUUGAGGUCCCGAUUCUAAAGGCCCUGGAUCCUGCGCCUGCAGGUGGUUGUUAUCUCAAUGAGGCCGAUGGAUUUGAGGAGGGUUUCCAGGAUAGCUUCUGGGGCUCGAACUAUGCACGUCUCUAUAAGCUUAAGCAGAAGUGGGACCCCGAAAACCUUUUCAUAGUUCGGACUGGUGUUGGCAGUGAGGAUUGGGAUGCUGAAGGUAUUUGUCCGAAUUAA
Molecule: messenger RNA, 1782 nt
Organism: Penicillium verhagenii
Lineage: Eukaryota; Fungi; Ascomycota; Eurotiomycetes; Eurotiales; Aspergillaceae
Product: FAD-dependent oxidoreductase
Exons: 3
Coding region: 1-1782 (593 amino acids)
Molecular function (GO): oxidoreductase activity; FAD binding
Source: RefSeq, a predicted model, not a curated record